This is a messenger RNA of Bradysia coprophila, 1557 nucleotides long. RefSeq names its product pyruvate dehydrogenase E1 component subunit alpha type II, mitochondrial-like. Gene Ontology annotation, molecular function: pyruvate dehydrogenase (acetyl-transferring) activity. NCBI's taxonomy places the organism in Eukaryota, Metazoa, Arthropoda, Insecta, Diptera, Sciaridae. The record is from RefSeq and is a predicted model, not a curated record. Gene Ontology annotation, biological process: pyruvate decarboxylation to acetyl-CoA. Gene Ontology annotation, cellular component: intracellular membrane-bounded organelle.
CUCUGUAACCGAAAAUUCAAUUAUUUUCAUUUCGCUGUUGUUAGCACCCAAUCGAAUUGGCAAAUAAAUUUUUUAUUUUUUAUUUUUAUUUUUUGGUUCGAUAGUCGUAACUCAUGGUUAUAGUGCAAUCGAUUUUACUAGUUGUACAAAAGUAAAUAGAAAUUUUUUAAACGAAUUCCUUCAAUUUAGGAACAAAAUAACCAAUUUUUCCAUGAUGAUUCGAACGAUUUUGGGUGAUAUGGGUGCAUUGGCCAGAACUGUAAAUAAUAGUGCUCAAGCGGUUGGUACGAACUGCGGCAGAACUUAUGCAACGCAAGCUACCUUUGAUAUUAAACCCUACCGUUUGCACAAUCUGGACUCGGGACCGGCUGAACGCGGCACAGUGACACGAGAUGAAGCAAUCGAAAUGUACCGACAAAUGCAGACAAUUCGACGCAUGGAAACGGCUGCCGGUAAUUUGUACAAAGAGAAAAUCGUUCGCGGUUUCUGUCAUCUGUACUCCGGACAGGAGGGCUGUGCCGUUGGAAUGAAAGCUGCUAUGCGUGCUCAGGACAACAUCAUUUCGGCGUAUCGUGUCCAUGGAUGGACAUAUUUGAUGGGUGUUUCGCCGGCUGGUGUUUUGUGCGAAUUGACGGGUAAACAGACUGGUUGCGCUCGGGGUAAAGGCGGUUCGAUGCAUAUGUAUGCACCAAACUUUUAUGGUGGCAAUGGAAUUGUUGGAGCGCAAGUUCCAUUGGGAGCUGGAGUGGCAUUAGCUUGUAAGUACAAAGGAAACGGUGGAGUCUGUUUAUCAUUGUAUGGCGAUGGUGCAUCGAAUCAAGGACAAGUCUUCGAAGCAUACAAUAUGGCUUAUUUGAUGAAACUUCCCUGCAUAUUUGUGUGCGAAAAUAAUGGUUACGGUAUGGGAACAAGUUCGAGCCGAUCAUCCUGUAAUACCGAAUAUUAUAAGCGGGGUGAUGUUCUACCAGGAAUCUGGGUCGAUGGAAUGGACGUUAUAGGUGUUAAGAAUGCAACAGCAUUUGCCAUAGAGUAUGUCAACAACCACGGCCCGUUGGUAAUGGAAGUAUUCACAUAUCGAUACUCCGGUCAUUCAAUGUCGGAUCCAGGAACAAGUUACCGCACUCGUGACGAAGUUCAAGAAGUUCGGCAAACACGUGAUCCUAUCACCCAGUUCAAAGACAAAGUGGUCAACGCCGGUCUGUUGACGAACGAUGAAAUCAAGAAAUUUGACAGCGAUAUCAAAACAGAAGUGGAUGCAGCGACAAAAUUGGCAAAGUCUGAUAAGGAAAUCCCAUUGGACGAAUUGUAUACGGAUGUGUACGGAAAGAAUCUCGUUCCGCUAAUUCGAGGCUUGAGUCCGAAUCAAAUGCACCCACACAAGACAUUGAAUCAUCUUAGAGCGAAGUAAAUCGAAUCGAAUUGUUUUAUAUCGGAAACGGUGAUAGGUGCAACAAACAAGGCAAUAAACUUAAAAGAGGCACACAAGACGAAAAGGCAUAAAAUGAUUAACGUGUUUUCAAACUUUGGAAAAUAAAAUUUACUUUACGAUGAAAUGGU